This is a messenger RNA of Monascus purpureus, 2873 nucleotides long. The record is from the annotation of a GenBank genome assembly. NCBI's taxonomy places the organism in Eukaryota, Fungi, Ascomycota, Eurotiomycetes, Eurotiales, Aspergillaceae.
AUGAAGUAUGAUAUCCCAACUCUACUGGCUCUUCGCCACGACGCUCGUAUAAGUGUUGAGAAAUUCAGUCCCCAAGCACUAGGAAAUAACUUGAUUCGUGGAAGAAAUGCAAAUAUGAGUGCUCUAUCAGAACGCACUAUCAACGGAUCAAGAGAUGCGUCGAAUACUUCACACCAGAGGGAGGCUGCUUCCUUGGCUACAGGAGGCAGUCAACGGCUUCCUUGUCGCCAGCCAAGUAACCCCCCGCAAGGAACACUGGCACAGACUGACGCUGGGUUUGCGCGGUUCCUGAAGGAGCAUGCGUCUCCUAAACACCAACGAGUUACUGCUGGCGGCCGAAUCGUCCCCAUGAGCCCUGCUCCGGCUCCGAAGAUGAAGUUGCCAGAAACGAGUCAGGAUUCAAAUGAAUACAAAGGCAGAGAGCCAAUGACCCCAACCUGGAAUGGACGCGAUGCCAACGAGACACCUGUCAAUAGUCUGGAAGGCAAUCCCAGCUUCAGCGAUGACUUCAAUGGCCCUUCGAGUUCGGCUAGAUUGACUGAUGAAUGUGCAAAGCUGUCGGAAGGUUAUCCCAUACUUGGCCCUAAGCUGCAAGCUCCAAGUUUGUUUCCAAAUUUCCUGUCUGUUCCAAUCACCUCCUCCCCGUUUCUGCAACCAAAUGUCUCCUUGCCGUUCAAUAGUCAGCCACUUCUUCAGCCAGAACCACAGGUGCAGGACUACAUGACGGUUUUCCCAAACUACCUUCUGCAAAAUUUAGGAGCAGAGCCUCUUCAAUGGGUUCCUAGCUUCAGUCAUCCGUCAAGCUCGCAGAACUCUUCUGCUUCCUUUACGUCAAGCCAGUCACAGUUUGUUGGUUCAGGAAUGCAGUCAGAUAGCCCGGCAUGCUCCAGCUUGUUCGGGGUGAAUCAUCAACCCUUUUUCAAUCCAGUGAUGCCUGGCUCUGACUCGCUUCUUCCACUUCUUGGGCAUCCUGGACAUCCCGGGGGACGGAUGGCCGCUAACAAUAUAUCAGCAAUGAACGUGCCACUUCAUCGAGGAACCUUCAACCAAAUGACGGGUUUUAAAUCACUGCAGGGCAUCAAGAAAGAAUAUGAAGUACUUUCCACGCAGCUCUCCCGUUUGGACCGGUACAUGGCCCUGCAUACAUGGGAACUAAGCCCGCGUUCAAAAAGGUCUCUAGUCGAACGGCGAAUAAACCUGGUUCGUGAGUUGGACACGGUACGGUCAUACAAAGAACAGCUUGAGUCGGUGGCCACAGCGUCAGAGUCAACCAGACUGGACACUCAAAAGCAACCAUCAACGGAGUUCCCAGUAGCUGCGGCUCAGUUCGUAGCUGGAGGCAACGCAAAUGGGCAUAAUAUGCCAAUUCCUUGGCCCAAUUCCAUAGCUAACUAUGGAACUCCCGUCCUAUAUUCUCCUGUUGGUAGACUGCCCCAGUCACUGCCAGUAAACGAGCCAUUCGACGCAGCCUUCAAUUUGAAAGGAAACGAGAACCCGUCUUCAUUCGACAACAGUUCAGGACUAGCGGGUGUCCAUACAGGAAUGCAUACGAAUAACUCCUAUGAGCUUGAUUCUCGAUGCAAUUGGAGUGCGGGUCGAGAAAGUAUGGAACAUGGUUUCCAAUCACUGGAUGCCGAGUCAACAGGGAGCAAGAAACCACUGGACCCAGUGAAAGCAGCACCCGCCAAUAUCCGUCAAAUCUAUCGUGAAAUCGAAGAUGCGAUCAGCCGCGGCGAUUCCGUCGAAGACCUCAUUAAAGACCUCGCGGCAAUGACGGCAAGAAAUGCGAGGACGAAUAACAAUUCCAAUGGCUCACCACAACCUGGUCCCAAGCGAUUGUCCAAGGCCUCCAUGUCUGCUCCGAGCACUCGGUCGUUCAGCCGUCAGGGACUGCAGGGUGUGAAUAGACAUGUAGCUGGUGUGGGGAGCAAUUCUGAACCGAACUAUGCCACGCGCCGGCCCGCAAAGGCUGAAGGGGAUGCACAGCGGGAAGCACAUACAGCAAGAAGGACAUGGAAAUCAGAAGGAAGUAUGAGGACUCGCUCGUCGUCCUAUGUUUCGACUGAUUCGUGGGCUACCAGUCAGGAAGACAAUGGCAAAACCCAUAAGCGGUCUGGGAAAGGUAACAAAAUUGGGCAUCAAGGAAGUGCACUUCAAGCAAGGGCAUGGGAAAAUUCUGAAGUCAGCGCAAGAGCGAAGAGGGCGACUGUCCAUCGGGCACACGACUCAGCGGCGUCAAACAACUCAACCAACCCUGUCGAGCAGGCUGUAUCAGAUAGCAUGAAACCAGUCUAUCCACAAUUUCUCACGCAGUGUCUUAACGGCAAACGAGACUUCAUCUCACAGAAGACUACGCCCGCCGCUGCAGUUUCGCAGAAAGUCAAUGCACAUGGUUUUCUUCCUCCGUUCGAUGGCGCUGGGGACAUACCGGUCUCAAAGCAGCCCCAGGCGGAUACUGAUGACCGUCUUGCACUCGGAGGAGCAGAAAACGGCAACUCGCAGCAACGUCCGUGGUACAUGAAGAAGCGACGAGAGAAGCCAAGCCCAGCAAUCUUGCGGGAGUUCUUCCAUCGCAUCCAGGUGGAAGAAGCAAACAUGAUUUACAAGUAUCAUAUGGAACAUCCGAAUGCGUUAUCGUUCGAUUGAACAUUCCUUAGCUGUUUGGGGGGGAAGAGAUGCAUCCAUGCGCAGAUGGCGGUUUCGUUAAUAUGCUACCGGUCGGAGGCAAUGUGGACGGCCACAAGCAUGGGAGAUAUUGGAGGUAUUGGAGCGAUGAUGGUUAUUAUUGCAUGACAGCAUGCUUCCUAAAUGCGUCUGAGAGCUCCGUAGAUAGAGUAGAAUUAGGUUAAGAAUAGGGAUAAGCUUAGCACGGA